Rotaria sp. Silwood2 is the source of this 1092-nucleotide messenger RNA. The record is from the annotation of a GenBank genome assembly. NCBI's taxonomy places the organism in Eukaryota, Metazoa, Rotifera, Eurotatoria, Philodinida, Philodinidae.
AUGACUAUUGACUAUUCUCUGUUUAUGAACAUAUCUGCAUCAGUGCCAGCGAUAUGGCACUAUGCAACAGGUUCAUUUUCCUUAUUAUGUUUAUUGUUUGGUUUGUUAUCAAAUGGUUUCCUUAUAUUUAUAUUUAUUAGAGAUCCAAAUUUACGGCGACCAAGAAAUUAUUUUAUUGUCAAUCUUGCUAUUACUGAUCUUGGAUUACUUAUAUCAAAUAAUGGGUUACAUGUUAUCGCAUCAUUUAAAAAAGAGUGGAUUUUUGGACAAAUAGGUUGCAAUUUGUAUGCUGUAUGUGGUGGUGUAUUUGGCCUAGGUUCGAUUGCAACAAUGGCCGCAAUUUCAAUUACUCGUUUAUCAGCUGUAAUUAAUCCAUUUAGUUCAUUGAAAUUAAGUGGUCAAUUUACAAUAAAAUGUCUUAUAUGUAGUUGGGUGUACGGUUCAAUGUGGAUAAUGCCACCAUUAUUUGGUUGGAAUCGUUUUAUUUUUGAAGGUUUUGGUACAACAUGUACAUUCGAUUAUUUUUCUCGAAGUUUAACAGAUCGAUUAUUUAUAUUAACAUUAGUAACAGGUGGAUUUUUAAUUCCAUUAUCAGUCAUUUUAAUAUCAUAUACAUUUAUUUUAAUAAAAUUAAAUGGUCGUGGUCGUCAUUUAAUGUUUCGAAAUAGUGAUGAACAAAAUCUUCAACUACAAUCAAGACAAGUAAAUGUUUAUGAUUUUCAACAAGCUAAUUUUUUAACUGAUGUACGACGUCAAAGUGAAGCAGGAAUAAUUUACGAACCAAAUGAAGAAAAUCAAAUAGCACGACAUGCUCGUCUUACAGAAGCUCGAGCUAGACGUACAGCAUUAUCUGUAUGUGCUAUAUUUUGUACAGCAUGGGGACCUUAUGCAUUAAUGGCUGUUCUAUCACAAUUUGGCUUUGAUCAUUUCAUAAAUCCAUAUUCAACAGCAAUGCUUGGUUUACUUACGAAAACAGCAGCAUGUGUUAAUCCAUUGAUAUAUGCACUUUCGUCAUUUACUUUUCGUCAACAAAUAUGUCGUUUUGUAAAAUAUAUAUGUAUAUGCCGGCAAACACCUAUUCCUUUAUCAUAA